Molecule: messenger RNA, 1908 nt
Organism: Malus domestica (apple)
Lineage: Eukaryota; Viridiplantae; Streptophyta; Magnoliopsida; Rosales; Rosaceae
Source: RefSeq, a predicted model, not a curated record
AUGGAGGACGAGCAGUUCGUGCGGUGGUUCCGGGAGGCUUGGCCGUAUUUAUGGGCCCACCGCGGCAGUACAUUCGUUGUGAUUAUAUCGGGUGAAAUUGUGUCCAAUGGUACUUACUUGGAAUCAAUUCUCAAGGCAGGUACUCUGCCUUCUAAUUUUCUGAACUGUAUAUAUAUAUUUAUAUAUUUGGGUUUUAUCCAGGAUAUAGCACUUCUUCAUCACCUGGGGAUCAGGUUUGUUCUUGUUCCUGGACCCCAUGUGCAAAUUGAUGAACUUUUGGCACGAAGAGGAAAGAAGCCAAAGUUUGUUGGUCAGUACAGGGUAACUGACUCAGAUUCCCUAGAUGCUGCAAAGCAAGUGGCUGGGGCGAUAUCUAAGACGAUAGAGGCAAAGCUUUCUCCAGGACCCUCCAUGUGCAAUAUUCGUCGACACGGUGACAAGAGUCGUUUGCAUGAAGUUGGUGUCAGCGUAGAGAGUGGUAACUUUCUUGCAGCCAAGAGACGAGGAGUCGUUGCAGGUGUUGAUUAUGGGGCAACAGGUGAAAUCAAGAAAGUUGAUGUUUCUCGCAUGCGUAAGAGGCUUGAUGAUGAUUGUAUUGUGAUAUUGAGCAACCUGGGUUAUUCCAGCUCUGGAGAAACUUUAAAUUGCAACACGUAUGAAGUUGCAACAGCUUGUGCCUUGGCUAUCGAAGCAGAUAAACUUAUCUGCAUAAUAGAUGGUCCAAUUCUUGACGAGAGUAGACGCCUUAUUCGCUUCUUAACUCUUGAAGAAGCAGACAUGUUGAUUCGUAGGCGGGCUCAGCAAAGUGAGACAGCUGCUACCUAUGUGAAAGCUGUCGAUGAAGAACAUCUGUCUGGUUUUGGAUAUGAUGAUCAUAAUGCUACUCACCAGAAUGGGAGGGCUUUUAAGCAAAAUCAUACUGCAAGGUUUCACAACGGUGUUGGUUUUGAAAAUGGGAAUGGAUUGUGGACUGGUGAACAAGGUUUUGCUAUUGGAGGUCAUGAGCGGCUAAGUCGAUUAAAUGGUUACCUUUCAGAAUUGGCUGCUGCGGCCUUUGUUUGCAGGGGAGGUGUUCAAAGAGUACAUCUGUUAGAUGGCACUAAAGGGGGCAUGUUAUUGUUGGAAUUGUUUAAAAGAGAUGGAUUGGGGACAAUGGUGGCUAGUGACCUGUAUGAAGGAACCCGGAUGGCUAGGGCAUCUGAUUUCUCUGCAAUAAGACAAAUUAUACAACCUUUAGAAGCAGCCAGCACAUUGGUUCCAAGAAGUGAUGAACAGCUACGUGAAGAAUUGGAUUGCUUCGUUGUGGUGGAAAGAGAAGGUCAAAUCAUUGCAUGUGCUGCUCUUUUCCCUUUCCCAGAGGAGAAAUGUGCGGAGGUUGCUGCUAUUGCAGUUUCUCCUGAUUGCCGCGGUCAAGGGCAGGGUGAUAAAUUACUUGAUUACAUUGAGAAGAAGGCAUCCUCUCUUGGAUUAGAAAAGCUUUUCGUGCUCACAACACGCACUGCAGACUGGUUUGUGAGACGUGGUUUUUCACAAUGUUCAAUUGAAUCAAUACCAGAGAGGCGGCGGACAAAGAUCAUUCUGUCCCGUAAAUCCAAAUAUUAUACCAAGCACUUGUUACCAGACACUAGCGGAAUUACUGUUAACAGGGUGUUCACAUGAGGUUGAAAAUGCUGGCGGCAAAUCCUCUCCCCACCGGGUUUAGCUGCUGAAUCAUGGUCGAUACAACUUCAACAAUUUCAAUCUGGUUCAAGGAUCAUCCGAGCUCUAAACCGACCAUCGUGUUGUCACACUGACGGAAUAACGAUUUUUUCUUAAUAAAUGAUCGGCGAAGUUGAUUUUAUGUAAUAAAUCGAUAUUUGGAGGUGCUUGCCUGAACCAGGAGCCUAUAAAAUUUUUGAUUUAAAACAA